AUGGUAGACACAGAAGAGAAAGUUGACACAGACAGGAAGAGCGAAGUGGAAAAGGAGACGAAAAAGCUGGAGACAGAAGAGAAGAGAAAUAUAAGAACAGUGAACAGGUAUAAUGAGGACUUCAUCAGCAUAAGACCAGUGUGCAGGUAUAAUGAAGACUUCAUCAGUAUAAGAACAGUGAACAGGUAUAAUGAGGACUUCAUCAGUAUAAGAACAGUGAGCAGGUAUAAUGAAGACUUCAUCAGUAUAAGAACAGUGAGCAGGUAUAAUGAAGACUUCAUCAGUAUAAGAACAGUGAACAGGUAUAAUGAGGACUUCAUCAGCAUAAGAACAGUGAGCAGGUAUUAUGAGGACUUCAUCAACAUAAGAACAGAGAGCAGGCAUAAUGAGGACUUCAUGAGUAUAAGAACAGUGAACAGAUAUAAUGAGGUAGAUGUUCAUCCCACAGAUAGUGUCAUGAGUAGGAAUGAUGAGGAGCAGGAGGAUUGGGAAGCCGCUGUGGAAGACGACCUUCGACUCCAAUAA
Molecule: messenger RNA, 525 nt
Organism: Procambarus clarkii (red swamp crayfish)
Lineage: Eukaryota; Metazoa; Arthropoda; Malacostraca; Decapoda; Cambaridae
Source: RefSeq, a predicted model, not a curated record